This is a messenger RNA of Onychostoma macrolepis, 3966 nucleotides long. It is a transcript of the gene rps6ka3a, whose product is annotated as ribosomal protein S6 kinase a, polypeptide 3a. The record is from RefSeq and is a predicted model, not a curated record. Lineage: Eukaryota; Metazoa; Chordata; Actinopteri; Cypriniformes; Cyprinidae. Gene Ontology annotation, molecular function: ATP binding; ribosomal protein S6 kinase activity; magnesium ion binding. Gene Ontology annotation, biological process: intracellular signal transduction; protein phosphorylation. Bases 395 to 2551 code for a protein of 718 amino acids. The transcript is spliced from 23 exons.
UCGUUCUGACAGACAGGUGAACGGAGCGACGACGCCAUGUUGAGCGAAAACGGAAGUGUAUUACUCUGCUCUUAAAAACAUCUUUAGAAUUUUUUUUUUUUUGAAGAGGAGCCGGACGCUUUAGAAGUAAAACCUACCCAGAAGGCAACUGAAUUGAAUUCUUCUUUUAUUUACGCUUCAGUUAGGGACCAUCCUCUUUGUGGGACUCUUUUAGUGCAACUUUACAGUGACUGACAGCGUCAAAUCACUUCACGGGGCGAUCGCAAGUUACAGAUCGGGACUUGAAGAUGCCGCUGGCGCAGUUUGCAGACCCCUGGCAGAAGUUGCCUGUGGGGCAUAUGGAGAAUGAGGAUGACUCCAUGGUGGAUGAUGAUGCUUCUGUUCAGGCUUUGGCAUGCUGCUCCUCUGCAGAGACACCAGCUAUCCAGGCUUCUCUUUAACAUCCUCUGAUGAGGGCUUGGUCAAGGAAAUCAGCAUCACUCACCACGUCAAGGAGGGCUCGGAAAAAGCGGACACACGACAGUUUGAACUCUGUAAGGUGCUGGGCCAAGGCUCUUUUGGCAAGGUGUUCCUUGUCAGGAAGAUAACUGGGCCCGAUGCAGGACAGCUCUAUGCUAUGAAAGUGCUAAAGAAAGCUACAUUGAAAGUACGAGAUCGAAUACGUACAAAGAUGGAGAGAGACAUACUAGUUGAGGUCAACCAUCCUUUUAUUGUUAAACUGCACUAUGCGUUUCAGACAGAAGGCAAACUCUAUCUGAUUCUGGACUUUCUCAGAGGAGGAGAUCUCUUCACUCGCCUGUCCAAAGAGGUGAUGUUUACAGAGGAGGAUGUAAAGUUCUACCUUGCAGAGCUGGCUUUGGCCUUGAACCAUUUACAUGGACUGGGAAUCAUCUACAGAGAUCUCAAACCAGAAAAUAUUCUUUUGGAUAAUGAUGGACACAUCAAACUUACAGACUUUGGGUUGAGUAAAGAGUCCAUUGAUCAUGAGAACAAGGCGUAUUCGUUCUGUGGUACGGUGGAAUACAUGGCUCCAGAGGUGGUCAACCGCAGAGGUCACACUCACAGUGCUGAUUGGUGGUCCUACGGUGUGCUAAUGUUUGAAAUGCUGACCGGAACGCUUCCAUUCCAAGGGAAAGACCGAAAGGAGACCAUGACAAUGAUCUUAAAGGCCAAGCUAGGCAUGCCUCAGUUUCUUAGUGCAGAGGCCCAGUCUCUGCUCCGCAAUCUGUUCAAGAGGAAUCCUGGCAACCGCUUGGGAGCCGGACCUGAUGGAGUAGAAGAGAUCAAAAGACAUUCGUUCUUCAGCACAAUUGACUGGAAUAAAUUAUACAGAAAGGAAGUGACUCCUCCCUUUAAACCAGUCAUCCAGAGGCCAGAUGACACGUUUUACUUUGACUCUGAGUUCACUGCCAAAACCCCACGAGACUCUCCUGGUAUCCCUCCAAGUGCCAAUGCCCAUCAGCUCUUCAGAGGGUUUAGCUUUGUUGCCCCUGGAGUAGAAGAGGAGAGCCAGCCGCCCAUUCAGAGCAACCUCAACAUGAGCGGCAUACUGCAGCAACCCCACCGGAGCACGCUUCAGUUCAUGGAUGUAUAUGAUGUUAAAGAAGACAUUGGUGUGGGCUCUUACUCCAUCUGCAAGCGCUGUGUGCACAAGAGCACAGGCAUGGACUAUGCAGUCAAGAUUAUAAGUAAGGAUCGGAGAGAUCCAACAGAGGAGGUUGAGAUUCUGCUGCGUUAUGGACAACAUCCCAACAUCAUCACUCUGAAAGACGUAUUCGAUGAUGGGCGAUCGGUGUACCUGGUCACAGAGUUGAUGAAAGGUGGAGAACUACUGGAUAAAAUCCUCCGACAAAAGUUUUUCUCUGAGAGAGAGGCCAGUGCUGUCCUUCACACCAUUACAAAGACUGUUGAAUAUCUGCAUGCCCAAGGGGUAGUACACAGAGACCUAAAGCCCAGUAAUAUCCUGUACGUGGACGAAUCAGGCAACCCAGAAUCAAUCAGGAUCUGUGAUUUUGGUUUUGCCAAACAACUCCGCGCAGAAAAUGGACUGCUGAUGACACCAUGCUACACUGCUAACUUUGUUGCUCCAGAGGUCCUGAAGAAGCAAGGCUAUGAUGCAGCCUGUGAUAUCUGGAGUCUUGGAGUUCUCCUUUAUACCAUGCUUACAGGGUUCACUCCGUUUGCUAAUGGCCCAGAAGAUACGCCGGAAGAAAUUCUGGCUCGGAUUGGCAGUGGGAAAUUCUCCCUCUCUGGAGGAUAUUGGAAUUCUGUAUCAUUCGAGGCUAAGGACCUAGUAUCAAAGAUGCUUCACGUUGAUCCUCAUAAGAGAUUGACUGCUGCUCAAGUUCUUCGUCACCCAUGGAUAGUCAACAAGGACCAGCUACCAAAAUACCAACUUAACCGCCAGGAUGCACCUCAUCUAGUGAAGGGAGCAAUGGCAGCCACCUAUUCAGCCCUGAACAGAAAUGUUUCUCCCGUACUGGACCCGGUGGGAUGCUCCACACUCGCUCAGCGCCGUGGCGCCAAAAAGCUGACCUCUACUGCCCUGUGACCAUUCAGAUUUAACCCCAAACUACAAAUGGCACAUAAGUUUGUGAGACGCAUGGCUGUUCUACUGUCGUCAUGGAAUGGCAGCCCAAACCAAAAAAACUAACUUUUUUUUAGUUCUUGUCAUGCAUCAUCAUGUAGAAUAUUAUAAAAAGCUCUUUGGAGAAUAUUAAAUUCAUGUACAAUUGUUUUAUGAAAACUCUAGAAAUGUACUUCAUAUGGGAUUAUAUGUGAAUAUGAAAAUAUUUCUGAGUGUCUGUGUGGAGAUAAUGUAUGAUGUUAAGAGACUAUGAUUCACAGUUUGUUUUCUGUAUUGUGGUGGUGGUGAUGUCUUACCCAGCGAUUACAUGGAGCCGUACUAUUGCUAGUAUUAUUAUAUGAUCAUAGCUGUGCCCACCCUCUUCAAGACAGACCUCACGUGCUGAAAUGGCUUACUCAAUCUUUUCCUUUUGAAAGAAAGAGCUGUCAGUCAGUAAUGUCUCUACACGCAACUUCAGAUGGUGUUUAAACAUGGUGCAGUGUUGAAACCAUUUGUGAAAUCAAAGAGAACUAUGCAAGUAAGCUUACAAUCCUCAUUGUAUGUCCCUAGAGCUGUAGUGUGUCACAAACCCAAGUAUUUUGUGUUGAUAUAGUGUUUUAAUUGGGCAAAGUGGUCCAAAAACCCUUUGUCAUGCACACGUGUCUUAAAGGGCAUUUGAUUUGCAAAAAAGGCAAUCCAAAUAGUGACCUCAUUCUUGAAAUCGUCUUCCUCUCCAGCAGACCAAUACCCUUCAUAUAAGAGCUACUCAUCAGAACUUAUAUGAGAACACUUGUAUGCUGUAUCUUUCAUAAUGGAUAUGGUAACAUUAUGUAGGAGCUGAUGGUAGAUGGAUAUAUAUGGGAGUUUUUUUUUGUUUUGUUUUGUUUUUUUACUGGGAAUGACCAAUAUACUGCUGUCUUACUCUAAGUGAUUCCUAACACUCCUUUUUUGUAUUUCUUGAUGUUCAUUCUCUUCAUGAAAUUAAAGGGAAAUAUGCAGGCUAUAUUAACCAAGAUUGUUCCAAUUUUCUCAAUCAUAAUUUUAAAGACAAUUCAGAAUGUAUUAUUUUUAUACCUGGCAAUGAACUGUUUUUUUUUUAAUGUUUAUGUAUGUCUGUAUGUGAGGCCACAUGUUUGGUGAGACUUGUGCCACAGGCGACGUCUUGUUCUGGAAUUAAUUUACAUUAAUUAGUUAAACUGUUCUUUUUUUAUUGUUGCUGCUGUAUUUUAAUAAUAACAGUGCAAGUGAGAAAUGUCCUAGUGAUCUCUUCUGGCCACUAUUAUAUAACACUGGACAUGUAUUUUUGCAACACAGUUGUGCUUGAGAGAGCAGGUUUUUACCCCUGUAUUAAAAACUAUCUGAUCAAGUUUAAGUAAAAUAAAUCUUGCAGUUCAGUUUUA